AUGGAUCCGUUCCAAUACACACUUUCCGACAAUGGCACCGUGGCAGGUGUACAGAAUGUCCCAUCGCCAACAUCCCCCCUUGCCCAUCGCCCUCUGAUCAUCGCAAUGCAUGGAGGAUGCUAUGAUCACCAAUAUUUUGAUGCCACUCCGAAUCUCUCUGCCUCCGUGGCAAGCAACGCCUUUGGUGUUCCCUUCGUAUCCAUCGAUCGUCCAUCAUACGGCGGGACAAGCUCGAUCUUGCCUAUUCCCAAUGGCACCAACUUUUUCGAGCGCUCCGCUCAAGUGCUGCAUCAACAAAUACUUCCAGAACUUUGGAAGAGGGUCGGUGAACCCAGCAAUUGCAAUUGUAUUGUCUUGCUGUGUCAUAGCCUAGGAGUGAUGCCGGGGAUUAUCACCGCGGCUUUGCACGCAAAGGAUGAGAAAUCGCCAUACCCGCUCGGGGGAUUGAUCGCAAGUGGUAUGGGUGACAAGCAAUCUCCAGCAAUGAAAGACAGUGCACCUUCUUUCAACUUCGUUGACGAGGAUCACGCACUUUUCCCCCUGGAAGCAAAGGGCGCAGUCAUGUUCAAGCCCGGGACCUUUGACCUCGAGAUCUUGAAGCAUAGCGAGCGUCUUAAUGCGGCGUAUCCGUACUCGGAGGUUGGCCAAUUUGCGGCCGCUUGGCUUCCUUUUUGGAAAGAGAAAUGGGCGGCGCAUGUAAAAGUACCUGUGAUGUUUGCUCUCGUUGAAGAUGAUCCAUUCUUCGUUGCUACACAGCAGGAAGUUGAUACAUGUGUCAAGGCAUUCACGAGUAGUGUGCGUGUUGAUGGCAGUCUGUUGAGAGGCGCUCCUCACUGUGUUGAGCUGAGUCAUUGGUCGCAGGGGUGGUACGCUCGAUGUUUUGGCUUUGCAAUGGAGUGCGCUGCCAGUUUUGAUAUCUGA
This is a messenger RNA of Penicillium salamii, 921 nucleotides long. The record is from the annotation of a GenBank genome assembly. Lineage: Eukaryota; Fungi; Ascomycota; Eurotiomycetes; Eurotiales; Aspergillaceae.